GCGGAAGUGAAGCGCGUUGCUAUGGGCUGCUGUUGUUGUGAUGCUGUCAGAUCAUCUGAAUAAAGCAGCGUUCAGGAUGAAGCUGUGAUUGAGUGUGUGUGAUGUGAUGGCUGGGAAGGUGAAGUGGGUGACGGACAUCGAGAAAUCGGUGCUGAUCAAUAACUUUGAGAAGAGAGGAUGGAUCCAGGUGACGGAUAGCGACGACUGGAACUUCUACUGGAUGAGCAUCCAGACCAUCCGUAACGUGUUCAGCGUGGACACCGGCUACCGUCUGUCCGACGACCAGAUGGUCAAUCACUUCCCCAACCACUAUGAGUUGACCAGGAAGGACCUGAUGAUCAAGAACAUCAAGCGCUACAGGAAGGAGCUGGAGAAGGAGGCCAGUCCCUUAGCCGAGAAGGACGAGAACGGGAAAUACCUUUACCUGGAUUUCGUGCCGGUGACGUUCAUGCUGCCGGCCGACUACAACCUGUUCGUGGAGGAGUUUCGCAAGAGUCCAUCCAGCACGUGGAUCAUGAAGCCAUGCGGGAAGGCACAGGGCAAAGGCAUCUUUCUUAUCAACAAGCUCUCUCAGAUCAAGAAAUGGUCUCGCGACAGCCGCACGUCCACGUUUGUGGCGGCCAACAGCGGGAAGGAGGCCUACGUCAUCUCCCUGUACAUCGAUAACCCGCUGCUGAUCGGAGGGAAGAAGUUCGACCUGCGGCUCUAUGUGCUGGUCACCAGCUACAGGCCGCUCAAGUGCUACAUGUACAAACUGGGGUUUUGUCGUUUCUGCACGGUCAAAUACACCCCGAGCACCAGUGAGCUUGACAACAUGUUCGUGCACCUCACCAACGUGGCCAUUCAGAAACAUGGCGACGACUAUAAUCACGUCCACGGCGGGAAGUGGACGGUCAGUAACCUGCGUCUGUAUCUGGAGAGCACCCGAGGACGGGACGUCACCAAUCACCUGUUUGAUCAGAUCCACUGGAUCAUCGUUCAGUCCCUCAAAGCUGUGGCUCCCGUCAUGAAUAACGACAAGCACUGCUUCGAGUGUUACGGUUACGACAUCAUCAUUGACGACAAACUCAAGCCGUGGCUGAUCGAGGUGAAUGCGUCUCCUUCGCUCACCUCUAGCACAGCGAACGACCGCAUCCUGAAGUACAAUCUGAUCAACGACACGCUGAACAUCGUCACACCAAACGCAGAGAUCCCAGACUGCCGCUGGAACCGCAGUCUGCCCAAAGAGGCUCUGGGACACUACCAAGUGCUUUACGAUGAGGAGCAGGCUCUGAGCGAGAGCGCCGAACGGGACCUCAGGAGCCGCUCGGGUCAGCCGCUGGGGUCAAAGGGCAGCCGGUCGAGCAGCGUUAGGCCCUUCCCCGCCACCUGGAAGUGAGCUCACGCUCUCAUCAGGAGAACUGAGCGAUGAUGACGGCAUCCUGCAUGAUACGGACGAGUCUGCAUGAGCAUAUGAGUAUAUCUGAAAAACAGGACUGAUGCAGAAAAAAACACUUCACAGCUAAACUGCUUCACUGAAUGCUCCCUAAACACUGACAUUCUGAGAUGCUUGAAUGUCUCUUUCUCAAGCAGAAUCACACAGUUAAUAUGAGAAAGUGAGGUGUGUAUGUGUCAGUCGUGUGUGUGUGAGAGCACAGGUGCCGUCAGUGGAUUAAACACACUUCUGCUGAAACAUGAGCUCGACUCUAAUUCAGGACUGGAGUGAGAAACGCCUGAAAUAGCCGUAUGAGACACACAUGUGCGGUUUCUGCAGCUGCGCUCAACCCUCACUGUUGCACAUCUGAAGAAUACACAGAAAGAGAAGAUCAUGUGCUGCUUAAUCUAUGCAUAGUUUAUACACACACGCACACUACAAAUCAAAUCAAAUCACCUUUAUGUAUAUACUGCCUUUAACAAUACAGAAUUGUGACAAGGCGGCUGUACAGUAUUAAAUAGGAAACACUACAUAAACAAUGCCAAGGGCAACAGUAAACACUCAAUUUUCAAGUAAAGGUAGUUAAUCAAAUACAACAAAAUAAAAUACAAUAUUGUGUGAAGAUAAAGUGAAGAUAAUGUGUCCCCAACUAAGCAAGCCAGAGGCGACAGCGGCAAGGAACCAAAACUCCAUCGGUGACAAAUGGAGAAAAAAAACCUUGGCACUACAGGCGACACUGGGGCAAGUUGUCACAGCAUCUUUGUCUCAUGAUGUUUGCAGUGUUCAUUUUAACUUAUGUCUGUAAUAUCUGUUGAGUAGCACAUAAACACAACUAACCCUGUAUAUAGUGAGACAACAUGCCCCUAUGUUGGACGUGUGGUGUGUUACUUUAUGUAUUUAUUUAUUUAUUCUGUGCAAUGACAGUGGAAAUUGACUUUAAAAACUAUUCCCAAGUGAGAUUUAUUUUCAAUGCAUCGUUUCUGUUAAUAUUUACAAAUAUUUUAAAGCCUUUAGUCGGAUUUAGCAGAUUAGAGCUGUGCUGAUAUAGAUUUUGCGAUGAAGUUGUUGUAUGUAGUAGAGAAUAUGUUAUUUAUUUCAAUGAAAAUACAAACCCUUAAUGUCACCGAGAUAUAUGUGUCCCUGGACAACAAAACCAGUCUUAAGUCGCUGGGGUUUAUUUGUAGCAAUAGCCAAAAAUACACUGUAUGGGUCAAAAUUAUUGAUUUUUCUUUUAAGGCAAAAAUCAUUAGGAAAUUAAGUAAAGAUCAUGUUCCAUGAAGAUAUUUUGUGAAAUUCUUACUGUAAAUAUAUGAAAACUUAAUUUCUGAUUAGUAAUAUACGUUGUUAGGAACUUCAUUUGGACACUUUAAAGGCAAUUUUCUAAAUAUUUUGAUUUGUUUGCACCCUUAGAUUCCAGGUUUUCAAAUAGUUGUAUCUCGACCAAAUAUUGUCCUAUCCUAACAAACCAUACAUCAAUGGAAAGCUUAUUUAUUCAGAUUUCAGAUGAUGUGUAAAUCUCAAUUUUGAAAAAUUGACCCUUAUGACUGGUUUUGUGAUCCAGGGUCACAUAUUUUAUCUCUAAUUAUUUUAUAUGCAUAAUGUGUGUGACGUAAACUACACUGUAAACUUAUUCCAGGAAAUAAAAUCGUUGACUAUGCUCG
Molecule: messenger RNA, 3075 nt
Organism: Labeo rohita (rohu)
Lineage: Eukaryota; Metazoa; Chordata; Actinopteri; Cypriniformes; Cyprinidae
Gene: ttll1
Product: tubulin tyrosine ligase-like family, member 1
Exons: 10
Coding region: 107-1378 (423 amino acids)
Biological process (GO): microtubule cytoskeleton organization; protein polyglutamylation
Cellular component (GO): cilium
Molecular function (GO): tubulin-glutamic acid ligase activity; tubulin binding
Source: RefSeq, a predicted model, not a curated record